Molecule: messenger RNA, 1699 nt
Organism: Orbicella faveolata
Lineage: Eukaryota; Metazoa; Cnidaria; Anthozoa; Scleractinia; Merulinidae
Product: EGF domain-specific O-linked N-acetylglucosamine transferase-like
Molecular function (GO): glycosyltransferase activity
Source: RefSeq, a predicted model, not a curated record
CUGUGCUGACUAAACCCGUUGUUUUUUUAUUUUGCAUUUCAGCGACCGACAUUUCAAAUUUUCUUUUAAUUUUGUAGUAAAUCAAAACUUUCUUGAUGGCAAAAUUAGAAUUAGGCUUUUCAUGUUCUUUGCUAGUCCACUGAUUGGUACUUUAGUUGUUAAGUUGUAAGUUGUGAUGUUUUAAAGCAUUCUUCUUUCUUGGCUUAAGCUAUGCCUUCCGACGGCGUAAAACGGAGGAAACAUAACGUAUUCAUUAUGGCUUAAACGCAGCAUAGCUGAAAAAGAACUUCUUCUUCUUGUUUCAACAAACUCACUUUUGAGCUCCGAACAAACUAACGUUGUUUUCCUAUUUAUGUUUUGCCAGCUUAGAAAUUGCUACCAGGGAGAAAAGAGAAUAACUAUGGCCGGUUUUCGCCUCAAGUUCAUUUCACCUCGACUCAUCAGAAGUACCAAAUUCCUAUUAAUACUAUUUUUUGGGAUAAUAAUAUUUUUCACCAAUCUUUACUUUCUGAAACUUUCUAAACCAACGGAAACAAUAAUGCCAACAACAAAGUGGGAAAAUAAAGAAGAGAAGGAAGCUACCUUCCAGUUGAUUUUCAAAACGACCUCAACUAUCCAAAGGAAGAAUUCAACGACAACGACAAUCUCUCCAAAGACAUUAGCAAGUCGCCUCACUUUAAACUCUAGUUUCCCUGAGAAUCAAAAUACAUUUUGUGCAAAUAGAAUACAUGUAAUGGCUGGUGCGACAGUCCUCUUGAAAGACAUCACAAUAAAACCAAAGCUGGGCCACGCUAAAGUCCUUGAAGUCAAAUUGGAUCGCCCAAAUGAAGAGGAUGAAUUUUUCAAGUUACAAAAAGGCUUCUUCACAUUGUACUGCGGUGGUGAUGUGAGCAAAGUGCAGGAGAAAUUAAAUGAAGCCAGAAAGUACAAUGCGUUAAUCGGUUGGAUCGCUUCCCUUGAAGUUGCAAAUCCUUCGCUAGUUUCGCUUCUUCGAAUGAAUCAGUCAUUUCAGGCUGGCCAUUACUUGGCAAUUCAAAGGGCCGAGUAUGCCAAUGUUUACUGGACAGUCAUUGAUAUGUUAGACAUCUUCAUCACGACACAACGCAUGGGAAUCGAACCAGAGAAGCUUAACAUCGUUCUAAUGGAUGCUCAUCCUGCUACUCCAUUGGACCCCUUCUGGAGUGUGUCGUUCCAGAGGCUGAUAAAGCUCGGCGUCGAUCGCGUUUUUACAGAAUCAGACAACGUUGUGUUUGAAAACAUGGUUUGGAGAUAUCCACGGGUGAAUUGCCCUUUAUUGGAUAAGAAUCUCAAGUCUCUUGAUUACAUACAACCUUUCAGGGCGUUUGUGCUGAAGAGAUUUGGCAUUCCAUCGAAAUCGCCCUUGCGAAACUGUAGUCAGCCGCACAAACUAAACGUUCUGGUAAGCUUCAGAAGAGAUUACCAGAGCCAUCCGAGGAAUUUAGAUGGUACAGUUGACAGAAAAAUUGCCAAUGAGAAAGAUGUCAUAAGUGAAAUGGAGAAAAACUUUUCCUCACAACUGAACAUAACCAGUGCCCAGUUAGAUGAAUUUCCAUUGAAACGACAGUUGGAACUUGUUGCAUCUGCAGACAUUUUCUUCGGAAUGCAUGGAUCUGCUCACGGAUUUCCCAUUUUUANGAGAUUACCAGAGCCAUCCGAGGAAUUUAGAUGGUACAGUUGA